AUGUCACAACGGUAUGGAGAUGGUUAUGGGCCACCGCCCACGGCAUCAGAUGUUUAUACCGGAACGGGUACCGAUCCCGCAGCGGCAUCACUGGGUUAUUUUGGUAUGGGAGCAUAUCCGCCGGUUGCUACCGCACCACCAACAAUGCUUGCUGAUCCGCUCAAUGAACGAAUGAAACGUGAUAAGGAAGCCAUCUAUAAUCAUCCAUUAUUUCCGUUAUUAUCGUGCCUUUUCGAAAAAUGCGAGUUAGCAACGUGUACACCACGAGAACAGAAUAGUACGGCAACGUCAAGUUCAACGUCAACAUCGUCAACAAAUGACGUCUGCUCAUCAGCUUCAUUUAAAGAUGACCUUGCCGAUUUUGCCAAAAUGGUACAAAGUGAAAAGCCAUAUUAUGUACCAAAUCCUGAAGUUGACACAUUGAUGUUGCAAUCAAUACAAGUCCUUCGUUUCCAUUUAUUAGAAUUGGAAAAGGUGCAUGAAUUAUGUGAUAACUUUUGUCAUCGGUAUGUUACCUGUUUAAAAGGUAAAAUGCCAAUGGAUAUUGUUGGUGAGGAACGUGCAAGCAGUUCACAAACACCUGUUUCACCUAGUACCGCUGCUCCUUCAUCUAGUCCUUCUAUGAGUACACCAAUUGGCUCACAAUAUCAACCAGCUCCUUAUGAACCACAAUCUGUACCAUUACCCGAAAAUACAACAGCAGUUUCAUCCGGACAUGAUGGUUAUCAUGGAUCGGUGCACGAUCUCAGCAAUGCUUCAUCGUCAUCCGCAGCUGUGGCUGUGGCUACUCAACAACAUCAGUCGACAACCCCCGAUAGUCACCCUUUAGUGCUGGGCGGGGUGACCCCUCUGACGGCUGGGGGCACCCAAACGUCCAUGUCGCUAACAGCCGUCAGUAGUCCGUCAGGAAGUUCAUCAGCAGGUGGUCAACGACUUGAUUCAACGCCACAUUCGGUGGAAACACCAAAUCAAUUGCUCACCGCUCAACAACAAGAUAAUGUUUCUGAUACAGGUGAUGAAUCGUUAUCGAUGUGCGGUUCGUUAAAUGAUGACGGUGGGAGGGAAUCGGUAUUAAGCGAAGGAAAUACCGGAAGCGGUGGUGGUUCAGCAACCGGUGCAAAUAAACGAAAAGUACCAAAAGUUUUUUCAAAAGAAGCAAUCACCAAAUUCAGGGCAUGGCUAUUCCAGAAUCUUACUCAUCCAUAUCCAUCAGAAGAUCAAAAAAAGCAGCUUGCACAUGAAACUGGCUUAACAAUACUACAGGUUAAUAAUUGGUUUAUCAAUGCUAGGCGAAGGAUUGUCCAACCGAUGAUUGAUCAAAGUAAUCGUGCUGGCCGGCCAAAUGGUGUUAGCGUUUUUAAAAAUAGGAGGAGGAAAAGUAGUGGUCAAAGUCCUGGUCCAUCACCUGAUUUACUAGGUGUUGGUCAUACCUACAGUCCUGACAGUAAUCAGUUAACUGCAGCAGCAGCAGCGGGUUAUCCAGCACAAGCGAUGUUUCCCGGUAAUCCGUAUGCAGCCGGUAUUGCUCAUCCGGCAUUUACCAAUCCGGCUGCAUUAACGGGCCAUAUGUUUAUGCCGGGACCGAUGAGUCAUAUGAUGGCACCGUAUAGUGCGGCGCAAACGCAGAUGGGCGCAAAUGUAUGGAUGGAAUCAUUGAUGCCAGGCCAUAUGUCUAUGGAUGCAUAA
This is a messenger RNA of Brugia malayi, 1686 nucleotides long. RefSeq lists its product as uncharacterized. The transcript is spliced from 14 exons. Gene Ontology annotation, molecular function: DNA-binding transcription activator activity, RNA polymerase II-specific; RNA polymerase II cis-regulatory region sequence-specific DNA binding. The coding region runs from base 1 to 1686 and encodes 561 amino acids. The record is from RefSeq and is a predicted model, not a curated record. Gene Ontology annotation, biological process: positive regulation of cell population proliferation; eye development; positive regulation of transcription by RNA polymerase II. Lineage: Eukaryota; Metazoa; Nematoda; Chromadorea; Rhabditida; Onchocercidae.